Molecule: messenger RNA, 1968 nt
Organism: Marasmius oreades (fairy-ring Marasmius)
Lineage: Eukaryota; Fungi; Basidiomycota; Agaricomycetes; Agaricales; Marasmiaceae
Exons: 2
Coding region: 1-1968 (655 amino acids)
Source: RefSeq, a predicted model, not a curated record
AUGUCUGAAUUACCACCUCCCACAUAUUCUCAACGAGACCAAGACAACGCCGAAUCGUUCGAGGAAUCACAAAGCGACGCUUCCCCACCACCUCAGAUACUCAUCGUGCCGACCGUCGUGAAUUUCCAGAAGGGAUUUCUCGGGGCUGAAGGAGAACGGGCUGCGAUUGAAGGGGAGCUGCAGCUCAAGGGUGCCAACCCGACUGAUUGGAAUAAAGUUACAGUGGGCUUGCGCACAGUUGAAGCUGCUUAUUCGCGCGAGAUUGAGCUCAAUGUCUCCGAAGUUGUGUUGGUCUCUCAAGCACCUGAUAUUCCCUCAACCUCCUUUCCAUCGUCCAUGCUUUUUGCCAUACCUCUCAUGCAAGAUACACCGCAGACGAUAAUUACCCCGGUAUCCUAUCUAAAACACACUUUGACCGCAACCUUACAUCCUAGUGAUCCUCUUGGUGUCCCAGUUUUUGAAAGUCUUUCUGUUCAUACAAAGCGAUACACCUCUCACGACCACAUGCUCUCAGUCAACCCUGAGAAGCAUAAAUUGAUAGAGCCGACGUUGGUGGAAGUUGAGGUCCCGAGGACGACAUUUAAAUCUGGCGAGCCGAUUCCAGUCUAUGUCAAAAUUCCUCCACCGCGCCGCGAACUCGUCAUCAACAAAAGUCUUCGGUUGCGUAAUAUCAAGGCUGAACUUGUCAGAAUAACGCAAAUCAGGGAAGAAGACGGUGACGAAGGGGCUAUUAAUGUCCCCUCGAAAAUGCAACUAGUUGAGGGAACCUCCACGGCUUCUUUCACGCAGUCUGAGAAACCACGACAGCUCAAUUCUUCCAAAAAUCCUGUAUCUCCGCACUCCCGAGGCCCGUCUUUUACCGCAGUAAUCGCACGAUCCGGAGCUUCAUGUCGAUUCCACUCAUCCAGGACUGUGCAGCAACGAUUCAUACUACACCAGUUGUCGCCACUCUCCACGCCAUCCAAUGCAUCUUUAAGCCUUCCCGGGAGUAAUUCUGAUGGUAAUGAUGGUGACGUUGAGACCUCUUCUAUCUCCCAGGUCACCCUGUUGCACUCUGUGUAUUUUGAGAUUAACAUUCACGUGUCCUUCGUCGACGUUUCAGCGCAUUCAGAGUGCGUCUUCACAGUAUCUAUUCCUAUAUCUGUGCUUCCACCCCCCGCACCCCUUCCAGAGGUGGAACCCGGAAUGGAUGUGGCAUAUCAGAAGAAACAUGAUCGCCCACCAGUCAAAACGAAUCGGUACGACGACUCCGAGCAUUCAGUUCCACACUACUCACUCGGAGAGCCUGGUCCAAGUGGACAGCCUCACGGUGCUCCCCCGCCUUUUGACGAACCCGAUGCACCCCCGCCUUUCUUCUCUUCUACGGCCGAGGCGUCAACAUCGGCUCGUUUACCCACGUUCCUCGAGUCUGAAACAGAGAUCAUUAUACCAGACGAUGUAGAACAGCAUCACGCCGUUGAACAUCUGCAUCCAAUUGUGAUAGAAGGGGAGGGCGUUGUCUUUGGUUUCCCGGCCUCAGAACAGUUUGAUGGCCAUCCUGAGGAUAUACAACGGUCAUCUACGCCCCCUCCUUCCCUCGAAAUGGCUAGCAGGGAUGCUGAUGUCACUCGGUUGGCAGACAUUCCUCAAUCGGAUCACACGCUGGGGGUCAUUGGUUUGGUUUUAAAUCGGGCAGAACCCCCUCCUCCUCCUCCCGCGUUGGACGAUCCUUCAGAUCCCCCUCCGUCAAUAGACUCUGACUUCAGGUCACCAGAUGCAUCCAGACAUUCACCACCACCACCAGGAACCUCCCCUCCUCACAUGCAUACUGUGUACCCAACCGAACCAAAUCACUUACACCCUCCAUCAUCCGCACCCACACCACAGGAUCAAACAGGACAUGGGCAUGCUCCUCCUCCCUAUCUAGUUCGGGAAAGCCAUACAGAGGAACAAGAGCAUGUUACCAAACCACCGCCAUAUGCAGAUUAG